GAGAUUAGCGUCGCGAAUCAUAUAUUUGAGAGAAUUGUUAAAAUGAAAUGUAAAAUUCCUGAAAUAUCCUGGCAUAAUCGUGAUCCUGUGUUAAGUGUUGAUAUACAAACAAAAAAGGAAAGAAGCGACGUGCAUCGCUUAGCGUCUUCUGGCACAGAUGCCCACGUAUUAAUUUGGUAUAUGAAAAUUACAAGAAACGAUGUUGAGUUGGACUUGGUUGCUGAUUUAACGAGACAUCAAAGGGCAGUUAAUGUAGUGAAGUGGUCGCCUAACGGGGAAAUGCUUGCGUCGGGAGAUGAUGAAAGUGUUAUUUUCAUAUGGAAGCAGAAAUCAGAUUUGGAACAAUUAAACAUAUUGGACAAUAAUAAUGAACAAGAUAAGGAGACGUGGGUAACGUUGAAAGUGUUGCGUGGUCAUAUGGAAGAUGUUUACGAUUUAAGUUGGUCACCCAAUUCAUUAUAUUUGGUGUCAGGGUCAGUAGAUAAUUCAGCGAUGAUAUGGGAGGUGCAGAAAGGUAAAUCGAUAGCCAUCUUAAGCGACCACAAAAGCUUUGUGCAAGGGGUAGCUUGGGAUCCAAAAAAUCAAUACAUAGCGACCUUAAGCACUGAUCGAUAUUUGCGCAUUUUUGAUAUACAAACCAAGAAGAUUUUAUAUCGUCUUAACAAAAGUAUUUUGCCUUUACCCGAGGGUCAUGCACUGCACGGGAAGCAUAUGCGCAUCUUUCACGAUGAUACGUUGCAAACAUUUUUUCGUCGCCUUAGUUUUACGCCAGAUGGCAAAUUAUUAUUAACCCCAGCCGGCAUAACAGACUUUGAAAGUGUCUCUAAACCUUUGCAUGCCACCUACGCUUUCACUCGUUAUAAUUUUCGGCAACCGGCGAUUGUCUUGCCUUGUUCUGAUCAAUACACAAUAGCAGUGCGUUGUUCUCCGCUCUUAUAUCGAUUAAGACCUUAUAAUGCAAAGAAAAAUCCUCCAGUCAUUUCCUUGCCAUAUCGAAUGAUAUUUGCUGUUGCUACGCGUAGUUCUGUCUACUUCUACGAUACUCAGCAGAAAUCACCCUUCGGAUUAAUAUCAAAUAUUCAUUACACUCGCCUAACUGAUAUUACUUGGUCUAGCGAUGGUCGCAUUGUGGUCGUCUCAAGCACUGAUGGCUUCUGCUCAUUAAUUACUUUUGAAGAAGGAGAAUUAGGUGACAUAUACGAGCAGUCGGAGGCUGUGUUGAAAGCUGCUCUGUCUGAAGAUUUGCUACUUAAUACAAAGAAAGCGAAGAAAUCGAAAGACAAUGAAUCUCACAAAUUGAGAAAUCCUUCAGCUGAUAAUAACGCGGAUAAAGAGACGAUGUACAAAAUGCGAGAAGACAAUUUGCAUUCGGAAAAAUUCACUGGAAACGACGCGCAAGGCGAAACCAAGUUUAAAAAAGUUAAGCAAGAAAUCGAAAAAAAAAUAUGUCCAAAUGAGGCGUUUCAAGAAAAAAAUUAUAACGAAGCCACUACUGAUAGUGGCAACGAAGCAUUAAGGAAAGUCUGUAAAGAGAAAACCGCAACAGAAGAUAUGAAGAACUCGAAGAAUGAUAUGCAAAGUAAUACAACAUUAAAUUCAAAUUAUAAAGUGACCACAUCGAUAACCGUCAAAGGUAAGCCUGGUUUGGAAAAACAUGUCCAGCAAAAAAAUACCAGUUCUGAUAGAAAAAAGCAGCUAACACAAAACUUCCAAAAAAAGACGGACGAUAUCAUUGCCAAAGCGAGUGAAAACAACGCGAAUCGAUUAGAAGCACAAUUCGUGCAGAAGACAGAAAAUUCUAUUGUCAGCAAAGAAAAGGCUGAACUCGUAAAUAAAUUCAACAAAGAACAAUUUACAUCUAAUCACGGAUUGGAAAAGAAGUCGAAUAUGAACGAAAAUUGUUCGAAGAUCACAAACAUUUUAUCCAGGGAUAUAAUUUUAGAUAAAGAAAUACUUAGUUCGGAUGAAAAAUUUGAAUCACCGAAAAAGAAAAGUCGUCCUCUCACAUCUAUAAUGAUAAGAAGGCAUCCGCGAGAAUCAACUGGUUCACAAAAUUCAAUAAGCAAAUAUUUAUCAUCGUCAACAUCGACAAUAGUAAGCAGUCACCCAAAAAAAGAUUGGGUAGCCAAGCCUAUAGCAAUACGCCGAACUCCUAGAAACGUGAUGACAACAGCCGCACUGACCGAAGAGGCGAUGGACGCCUGGCCUUUAACAAAACAAUCGAAUGUAUGCAAGGACUCAAAAAUUGGCAACACUGAGGGGAAUUCUGCUUCUACUGAACCCAAUGCAGAAAAAUCGAAGAAAGAGGAACUAGUUUCACCAUCGUUGGUGAUAAGUGAUAGCAACUGCGAACAUACUGAAGAAAUACGAUUAGUUUAUGAAGAGACGGUGGAAGAACGACCGUCAAAGGAUCUAGCUGAAGUAAAUUUUGCUGAAUAAUUUGCUUGAGUUCCCGAUGCGAACAUCGUAGCAAUAGCGCAUGCUCAGUCGAUAGAGACAUAAAGCUUAUCAACUCGACGCGCAUCCAUCUGGCAGCGGCAACCAUCCACCUCUUUCGAUUUGAGGCCAUUCCCCGAGUGAUUGGUCAAAUCAAAAGAAGAAAAAAGGAGAGCCAAUAAUGGUUUCUGAUCGUCCCGUAAAAUAUAAUUAGGUUAUGAGGAUUGAUGAACUAUUUUUCCGACCAAUGGCCAUAUUUAUUUCUACAUUUUCACAUCUUUAUAUUGUAUUUCCUGUAUUGACAGUCUUUCUAUUCACUUUGAUUUAUUUUCCCACUUGUACCGUUCAGAUUAUGUUAUAUAUGAUAGAUAUAUAGGAACGUAAUUUUUAUUUGAGAACUGAAAUGUUUAAUAAGCGUAAGCUGUCAACAAUACUUGCUGCUCAUAUAUCUAUCUUACUACAUACAAUAAGCAUUCUAUAGCUUUCUCUUCUUAGCUGAACGGAUCGAGUCUGUCGAUAAUAAGGUCCAAUAUAUCUAGUAGCGUGAUCGAUUUUUAUUCUUUGAUGUUCUUGUUCAUAAAUUUUGAUGUUAUGAACUGGCCAGUUUUGACUUCACUUUUAAUGUUUGUUCAAUUUUUUCUUAAUUGCAUCCUAUAGCUUAGGAUCUCCCAAGUUUCUAUCCUUACAACAAAAAAGGCCACUACUUACAAUAUUAUGAUUGCUUAAAAACCAUACGACUUGAAGUGCAUCAAUAUAAAAUUAU
Molecule: messenger RNA, 3199 nt
Organism: Glossina fuscipes
Lineage: Eukaryota; Metazoa; Arthropoda; Insecta; Diptera; Glossinidae
Product: chromatin assembly factor 1 subunit B-like
Exons: 1
Coding region: 43-2439 (798 amino acids)
Biological process (GO): DNA replication-dependent chromatin assembly; nucleosome assembly
Cellular component (GO): CAF-1 complex; nucleus
Molecular function (GO): protein binding
Source: RefSeq, a predicted model, not a curated record